AACCUCAGGGUCCGUCUCUGUGUGACCCUGCUGCUCAGCACAGCUACAGGGUCACUGCGUCUCAGCUCCCAGAGCUCCAUAGUGGGAGGAGAGGACGCGCCCGCUGGAAGAUGGCCCUGGAUAGUGUACCUCCACAUCACCUAUGGAGAUAAAGCCCUGAACUGUGGAGGUUCCCUUAUAGACAGCCAGUGGGUUCUGACGGCAGGGCACUGCUUAACCAAACCUGGUCAGGGGAGGCCAAUCCUCUCCCGCUCCUACGCACGAGUGGGUGAGCUGAAGCUCCAGCGUCCGACUGGUGAGCGCCACUCCCUCCUCCGGGUCCUGGUCCACAACAAGUACAGCUCCACCAGUGGCAUGCAGCACAACGACCUGGGCCUGGUGCAGCUGCAGGAGCCUGUCUCCCACACGCUCAAGCCCGUGGCUCUGCCUGGUCCCCGAGACGUCCUCACACCCCAGGCUGAGUGCUGGGUCAUUGGAUGGGGUGAUGUAGAUGAGAACCACCAUUUGGGAGGUGACAAGACGCUCCAGCAGCUCAGGCUCCCCCUAGUGGACGACAACACCUGCAGGCAAGCGUACCCAAAGACCAACGACAACCAGCUGUGUGCCGGAUACAUGGAGGGAGGCAAGGACGCCUGCCAGUUUGUCCAGGUCGGGGUGGUGAGUUUUGGAAGUGGCUGUGCCCGGCGUGGCUACCCUGGGGUGUACACACGCGUGUACAACUACAUGCAUAUGUUACACAAGGAGCAGCUGUUGGAGAUCUUGAGUGUGGGGCUGUGUAUGGGGGCCUAG
Messenger RNA from Sardina pilchardus (European sardine), 789 nucleotides. RefSeq names its product tryptase-2-like. The transcript is spliced from 7 exons. Gene Ontology annotation, biological process: proteolysis. Lineage: Eukaryota; Metazoa; Chordata; Actinopteri; Clupeiformes; Clupeidae. Gene Ontology annotation, molecular function: serine-type endopeptidase activity. Bases 355 to 789 code for a protein of 144 amino acids. The record is from RefSeq and is a predicted model, not a curated record.